This is a messenger RNA of Spodoptera frugiperda (fall armyworm), 6096 nucleotides long. RefSeq lists its product as uncharacterized. NCBI's taxonomy places the organism in Eukaryota, Metazoa, Arthropoda, Insecta, Lepidoptera, Noctuidae. The transcript has 2 exons. The record is from RefSeq and is a predicted model, not a curated record. The coding region runs from base 1018 to 3585 and encodes 855 amino acids.
GAGCGCCAAAAGCCCGGUGUCCGCGCCGGCGAGUGUCAGCGAGCGGGCGGCGCGCCGCCAUGACAUUCCUUUUCUUCUUCCCGCUACGAUCGCCACAACGUGACUCCACGAUUGCUCACAAUUUAUUGUAAUAAUUAAUUAGUAAUAUACAAAUAUCAAACAAAAUCUGUGCCUCAUUGAAGACGACGAUACCAUUAUUACUCAAGUUUCGAGCCGGAUGCACUCGCCGCUUUGGGUGUAUGACGUUGAGAAGUCGUCGGGCACAGGUUGGCACGUGGCGCAUCACGAACAAGGCGAGACUCAUCUGGUGCUAGCUGGGACACAAUUAAGAAAAUCGCUGUGCUGUUUGCUGUACUCAACAAAGAAACCUUGAAGAAUUUCCAGGCUGGAUCGAGAAACCAGGAAGGGUUUGCAGUGUGGUAUAAGUGAGUCCGUUCCAAUCAUUUAAAAUGGCGCCCGAAAUUAAUGCUUGUUACUAGUUAAAACCUUUUCCACUUUCUCAACAGAGAAAUAUCCACGUUCAAUAUUGCGUCAUCUAGUAUAACCUAGAUGAAUGUACACGUUGCACAUGCAUAUUAUCAUUCGAUUCAUCGUAAUUUAUCUCAUUUAAUUGUAAUCCUGUGACGAUUUCAUUUCAAGAACAUUUCAUUUCUCUUUCAGAGGUCUGGUUUACUGUGUUGUGUCAGUUUGUGCCAAUACAGUGCAAUCCAUUGUAAAAUUCUAACUGUUUUUCAACAUUCCAGCGGAUCCGAGGGCGGUCAAGUCCACGACGCGCGGCCUACGUGACUCGCGACGCACGCGCCAGUCAUACCCACCCUCUCUGCUUCGCACAGUUUCUGUCGCUGCUUGCCUGCAAAUAUUUGUUGCUUGCCAUAUCAAAACUUAAGUAUUGCACGACAUUAUUCUUUCACUAUACUCAAUUAAUCGCGGGUUAUGAUCUAAUUUAUUUAUGAUCAUUUUGCUUUUCGCUGGGCAGUUUGAGACUGGUUUCAUUGCACUUAUUGACUUGUUUGCACAAUGGAUCUUAAAUCGUUAAAGAAAACCAGAGCUAGUCAUAAAGCAAAGCUUACCAUAUUUAAAUCAUACAUAGAAACAUUUUUGCCUAAUAAAAUCCUUAAUAAGGUUCAAGUUCUUGAAAUAACAGCUCGUUUAAAUAAAAUAUUAGAGUUAUACAGCGAGUUUGAUUCUAUUCAGACGGAUAUUGAAGGUCUUGUGGAAAUUCCAGGUGAAGAGCACAAGGAACGGGAAAUAUUUGAAACAAGCUACUUCGGCUGCGUGGCGGUUGCACAGGAGCUGUUGAGUGCUGCCUCUGCGGAGCAGGAGACCGGAUCGGUGACGGGUUCUAGUGACAGCGCUGGAAAGCCGGGUGGGCCAAACAUUAAAUUACCUACUAUCAAAUUGCCGAUCUUCACUGGACGCUAUCAGGAGUGGCUAGAAUUUCACGACACUUACAAAUCACUCAUACACGACAACACAACUAUACCCAAAAUUCAUAAAUUUCAUUAUUUGCGAAAUUCAUUAAAGGAUAAUGCAGCUUUAAUUAUUAAAUCAUUAGAAUUCUCCUCAGAUAACUAUGAUGUUGCAUGGGAUUUGCUAUGCAAUCGAUAUCACAAUGAUCGAAUUUUAAUUAACAAUCACAUACAAGAAUUAUUCAACAUACAACCAGUAGUUGAAGAAUCCUCAAAGGCCUUAAGAAACACAAUAGAUUCAGUCAAUAAAAACUUAAGGGCUUUAAAAACAUUAAAGUUACCUACUGAACAUUGGGACAUGAUUAUUAUACACAUGGUGACUAGUAAGUUAGACUCAUCUACAAUACGUGAUUGGGAAAAGGAACGUAACAACAUUACACACCUACCCACUUUACAUGAUUUCAAUAAAUUUUUAAAAAAUCGUGCUGAUAUACUAGAAACCGUGGAAGAAUCCUCAACACAUAAAAAACAGCAACAGACACAGCGUAGACACAGCGAUAUCACUCACAAUCGUCCUAAGACAUUCCUAGUUAGCCAAACACAAAAGCAAGCGCGCUUUAAAUGUCCUGUGUGCAAGGGUCAUCACACUAUUUACCAAUGUACAAAGUUCAAAUCAAUGCCAAUUGAGACACGGAUUGAACAAGUCAAACAAUUAAAUUUAUGCACAAAUUGUUUGCGUUCAGGACAUGAUGAGCAGCGAUGUAGGCUUAGUUCCUGCAGGCUGUGUACACAGCGCCAUAACACAAUGUUACACAAUAAUACUACUGUUCCUAAGGCUUCAACUUCAUCAGAAGGUUGUGUCGUUUUACCCACAGUACAGGAACAAAAACAACCACAAUCAAGUAGUGUCACACUCUCAUCAAUAAAUCACUGUCAAGUACUCUUAUCCACUGCAGUGAUUAACAUACAAGAUUUACAUGGUCACACAUACAAGGUUCGUGCGCUACUUGACAAUGGAAGCACAUCUAGUUUCAUCACAGAAGCAUUGCGAGUUCAAUUAGGGAUACCCAGUUAUUCCACUUCUCUAUUAGUACAAGGAUUGAACAAUCAGUCCUCAGAAAUUACACAAAGAUGUGACGUCACUAUAUCGUCACUUACAACCAGUGGUUACACAACUGACAUCAAUUGUUUCGUUGUGCCACAUAUCACCCAGUUGAUACCUACAUCACCAAUUAAUUGCAAUUCAUUUUCCAUUCCCCCUCGCAUCCACCUCGCGGAUCCAAAUUUCUCAACUCCGUCAGAGGUGCAGAUGUUGCUAGGGGCGGACAUCUUUUGGGAUGUCCUUCUAAAUAAUCAUAUUUCCCUGGGUAAAAACAAGCCAACCUUGAUUGAAACAACAUUAGGGUGGCUCGUCACAGGCUCAGUACAAUCAAAUAAAUCUACCAAUAAUAUCAACCAAUCACAUACAGUCCAUUGCCAUUUUUUAAAUAAUAACAAUAUCGAAGAGAAAUUAGACAAGUUCUUUGAACUAGAAUCAGUUCCCACUACUCAACAAGUCCAUACAAAGGGUGAGAGUGAGUGUGAACAAAUUUUCAAAACUACUACUAAACGCCACACAGAUGGCAAAUUCAUUGUCACAAUACCAUUCAAGGAAUCACCUGAAGUUUUAGGCGAUUCCAAGCAGCAAGCUUUAAUACGGUUUCAAUCUUUGGAACGUAAAUUCAAACGCAACCCAGAGUUCAAGGAAAAAUACACACAGUUUCUUGAUGAAUAUUUAGCUCUAGGUCACAUGUCAGAAAACACAACUCCACAUAACGAUAGCAUUUCAUACUUCAUGCCACACCACGGUGUGCUGCGGGAAGAUAGUUCCACCACAAAGUUACGCACCGUCUUUGACUGUUCAGCUGUGACAAGCACGGGCAAGUCAUUGAACGACAUUCAGCAUAUUGGGCCAACUGUACAGGACGAUUUACUUAGCAUUUUAAUUAGGUUCCGACAGUACAAGUUUGUAGUGACGUCAGACAUCGAAAAGAUGUUCAGGCAAGCCUAUGUAAAUAAUACUCAACGAUGUUUACAACAAAUAUUUUGGCGAUCAGAUUCUAGCCAACCAAUCAAACAAUACAAGUUAAACACUAUCACAUACGGAAUGGCUUCAGUUGGGCCAAGAAUGCACUGAUAAGGAUGUACGUGAAUCAAUUUUACACGACUUCUACGUGGAUGACUAUGUCGCGGGACAUGAGGAUGAAACCACAUUAAUACAAAGAUGUAAAGGCGUUAUUCAAGUGUUAGAGAGCGCUCAUUUCCAUUUACGCAAAUGGCGGUCUAAUAAACCGUCUAUAGUUGAUGAAAUUACCUCUAGUGAAGUCACUAAACCAGAUGAUGUAUCAAACCUAAACAAGGUUGAUCGUGCAAAAACAUUAGGUUUACUCUGGACCUGUAAGAAAGACACAUUACUGUUCUCAGUGAACAAUAUUUCAAAAAAUAAACACAUAAACAAACGCACAAUUCUAUCCACUAUUGCCCAAGUGUUCGAUCCGCUUGGCCUAAUUAAUCCUUGCAUGUUACAGGCAAAACUCAUUCUACAAACACUGUGGGCUAAAAACAUCACAUGGGAUGACCAGUUACCUGCAGAAGUUGAGUCACAAUGGCAUGAUUUUAUUGAAUACUUACCAGAAAUUACUAAAAUUGAAAUACCUCGUAGAGUGUUGUGUGAUUCAUACAUUAAGGUCGAAUUACACGCAUUUUCUGAUGCCUCCAUUAAGGCCUUCUCAGCCUGUGUAUAUGUACGUACAGUCUCCGAUACUGGGAAUGUACAAGUACAACUGCUACUUUCAAAGAGCAGGGUGGCGCCACUAAAACAUAAGCUUACUAUGCCUAGGUUAGAGCUUUGCGGCGCCCUUCUAGCUACUAGGUUAAUGGAUAAGGUAGUAAAUUCAUUACGUUUAAAAAUUGACUCAAAAUUCUAUUGGUGUGACUCAACUAUUGUGCUGGGCUGGAUUAAAUCAUGCAAAUUAAAAUUGAAACAAUUUGUCUAUAAUAGAAUUCAUGAGAUUACUAAUAAUUCUGAUCCUAAUUCAUGGAAUUACAUUCCCACAGAAAUGAACCCGGCAGACAUAGGUUCACGCGGGCUCAAUGCAGCACAAUUACAAUCUUCACUUUUGUGGUGGGGAGGUCCCCACUUCCUACACCAAACAACCAUGCAAUUGCCUACACAACCAAAAAAUUUAAACAUCGCUAGUUUGCCAGAAAUUAAACAUCAAUGUCAUUUGUCCACAGAUGAAUCACACUGUCAUAAUACACACAUAAACUUUUUCAUGAAUUUUUCAGAUUUUGGUAAAUUACAAAGAACUGUAGCUUACGCCAAAAGGUUCAUUUUUAAUUGUCAACAUACUAACAAUAAAAUGACAGGUCCAUUGACCGUCAAAGAACUCAAUUCAGCUUUGCAAGUAUUAUGCAAGCAAGUACAACGUGAUUCAUAUUGCAAACAAUACUUACAGUUGCUUCAGAAACGCCCAUUGUCGCCUAAAGACAAACUCUUAAAAUUUAAUCCAUUUAUUGAUCAGGCAGAUGUUAUAAGAGUAGGAGGCAGAUUAUCAAACUCACACUAUGACUACAACACCAAGCACCCUAUCUUACUUGACGCAUCACAUCAUAUAACUAAAAUAUUAGUUGCACACUAUCACAAAAUACUAUUACAUGCUGGACCACAGCUGUUGUUAUCAACAUUACGUCAUAAAUACUGGAUAGUUAAUGGUCGUAAUCUUUGUAGAAAAACAACUCGAGAUUGCAUAUCUUGCCUUAGAUUUGCAGGAAAAACUUACCAACCUAUCAUGGGUAAUCUACCUAUACAAAGAUUGCAAGCAGACUAUCCCUUCAGUAAUACAGCUGUUGAUUAUGCUGGUCCCAUCAUGAUAGCGAACAGAAAGGGUCGUGGCUGUCAGUUAAAGAAAGCAUACAUAGCUGUUUUUGUUUGUCUAGCAGUGCGGGCAGUGCACAUAGAACUCGUGACCGAUUUGAGUUCUGAAGGCUUUAUUGCAGCCUUAAAUCGGUUUGUUGCUCGCAGAGGUAAGCCAGCGACAAUAUAUUCAGAUAACGGAACUAAUUUCGUGGGCGCUUGCAACGAAAUAGCUAAGUUUCUAAAAAAUCAAUCUAAAGAUAUUACUUCAUAUGCUGCUGAUAAUGAAAUCAGUUUCAAAUUUAGCCCUGCCUAUAGCCCACAUUUUAAUGGCGUAGCAGAAGGGUCGGUUAAGUCAAUUAAAAAACAUUUGAAUCACAUCUUUUCAAUGGCUCAUCUAGAUUAUGAAGAAAUGAACACUGUAUUGGUUCAGAUUGAGGCAAUACUGAAUUCCAGACCUCUCACUCCAAUUUCAUCUGAUCCAUCAGAUUUAAUUCCACUCACACCAGCGCAUUUUUUAAUUGGACGGACAUUAACUAUGCCACCUGCUCCCCAGGUUGACCAGGCUCCACUUCACACGCUUACCAGAUACAGAAGGCUACAGUCUCUGAAAACACAUUUUUGGAAUCGAUACUACAAGGAGUACGUUUCAGAAUUGCAGAUCCGAAACAAAUGGCGCACAGACAAGGGACAGCCGCAACCAGGAGAUAUGGUCCUCAUCAAGGACGACCGCCUGCCUCCCAACAGAUGGCUGCUGGGCCGUGUCACCACAGUCUACCCUGGCACAGACGG